CUCACCAAGCUUGAUCCCAUAUUCAGGGCGAAACAAAUCUAUUCCGAAUGCCCUAAAAAACCGAAAAUAAUCGUAUUUCAUUUUCAUUUUUCUUUUCAUUUUGAAAAUUCCGCGAAUUUCUUACUCGCUCACACAUCUACUCCCCCUAUCAGAUAUAUUUAUAUCUAUCAAAGCGUCGCCACUUAUAAAUGAUCCUAUAUCUGCCGUAGUGGUGGGCAUGUUAGCCACUGUGGUGCUGCAGAGCGCCACGACGACCACAAAUGUCCUGGUGGGCAUGAUCGCAGCUGACAUGCUUACCGUACAUGAAGCCAUACCGGUGAUGAUUGGGUCAGAACUGGGCGGCACCCUUGUCAAUGCCAUCGUCUCGUUGGCCUACUCGGGAGAGCCUGAACAAUUUCGACGUGCAUUUGCGGCCGCCACUCUUGGGGACGUUUUCAACAUCUGCUGUAUUUUCGUGAUUUUGCCGCUCGAAUUAGCCACAGGAUUCAUCGAGGAGUUGAGCUGGCUGAUAGUCGAUCCAUUGAUUGCUGAACAAGGCAUCAAUUUCAAGACCCUCGAUCUCUUGACCGAUCCGGUAAACAGGAUGGUUCUAGAGGUCAACGAAGACGAGCUAAGGAACGCCACCAUAGACGACGAUUACUUCGCACCUGAUCAUUCUUUCGUUUACCGUUGUGUUUUCAAAAAUGGUUCGCGGAUUUACAAAUGUAAAUGGAGUUCAGUUUCAGUUAUGAAAAUCGUUCAGAAUUCCACCGUACCUUGCUGA
Cylicostephanus goldi is the source of this 763-nucleotide messenger RNA. Lineage: Eukaryota; Metazoa; Nematoda; Chromadorea; Rhabditida; Strongylidae. The record is from the annotation of a GenBank genome assembly.